AUGGUUGCAGAAAAGACCCACGACGUGGAGGCCGCGCCGCCCACAACGCAGCGUGCAAACGAUGAUGAGAUUGGCACGGUGCAGGUCGAGAACUUCGGCGGCGCAGACGACCUCAAGCUCGCCCGCGAGCAGCAACAUGUCGGAACCCUAAACCGUCGCCUGAAGGCGCGGCAUGUCCAGUUCCUCGCCCUGUCCGGUGCCAUUGGAACGGGUCUUUUCGUCGGUUCCGGCCAGGCCUUGUCGCUCGCAGGUCCAUUAUCUUGUGUGCUGGCCUAUCUGAUCACCGGCUUCAACCUGUAUUGCGUCAUCAACAGCCUUGGAGAGAUGGCCACUUGGCUUCCCCUCCCUGGAGCCGUGCCAAUCUUCGCUGCGCGCUUCGUCGAUCCCGCCCUCGGCUUCACCCUGGGCUGGAACUACUGGUACCAGUGGGCCAUCGGCGUGCCCAUGGAGGUCGUGGCUACGGCCGUCAUUGUGCAGUUCUGGAACGACCAGAUCCCGCAGGUCAUCUUCGUUACCAUUUUCUUCCUCGCCAUGGUCAUCAUCAACCUCUUCCCCGUGCACAUCUACGGUGAAGCCGAGUUCUUCUUUGGUGCCAUCAAGUUGACGACCAUCGUCGUCCUCAUUUUGACCAUGUUUAUUAUUACCGUCGGCGGCAGUCCUUCGGGUGACAAGAUUGGGUUCCGCUACUGGGCCAACCCAGGGCCCAUGAACGAAUACCUCCAACCCGGCGCUCUCGGCCGCUUCCUCGCCUUCUUCAAGAUCUUCAUCCAGGCAACAUUCAGCUACGGCGGCAGUGAGAUGGUCGUCGUAGCCGCCGGUGAGACUGAGAACCCGCGCCAGAACGUCCCCAAGGCCGUGCGCAGGAUCUUCUGGCGUAUCGCCAUCUUCUACGUCGUGGGCAUAUUCAUGGUGACCUUGUGCGUUUCGUCGCGGGACCCGCACCUCCUGGACGCCAUUAACAAGUCCGAGCCCGGCGCGGCCCAGAGCCCCUUCGUCAUCGCCAUCACCAACGCCGGCAUCAAGAUCUUCCCCUCGGUUAUCAACGCCGCCGUGCUGACCAGCGCCUGGUCCGCCGGCAACUCCUUUUUCUACGGCUCGACCCGCGUGCUCUACGCCGCCGCCCUCGACAGCAAGGCCCCGGCCUUCUUCAAGUUCGAGAAGUGGGGUGUCCCCUACGCCUGCGUCGGCGCGACCUCCGCCCUCGGCUGCCUUGCCUACCUGACCGUCAGCAACGACAGCUCCGAGGUCUUCUUCUGGAUCAGCAACCUCAGCGCCGUCAGCACGCUGGUCGUGUGGUCGGCCGUGAGCUUCACCUAUCUGCGCUUCUACUACUGCCUCAAGCAUAACGGCAUCUCGCGCGACACACUGCCCUUCAAGUCGCCGCUGCAGCCUUUCCUGGCCUACUUUGCCAUCUGCUUCUGCGUCGUCGUCGCCUUCUUCAACGGCUUCGACGCUUUCUUCCCGAGCAAGAUCAGCGCAAAGGCCAUCAUCCCCCCCUACAUCAACAUCCCCAUCUUCCUGACGCUCUUCUUUGGGUACAAGAUUGUCAAGAAGACCAAGUUUGUCAAGCUUUCUGAGAUGGACAUCUGGUCGGGCAAGGCCGAGAUCGACGCGCUCGAGGGGACCUGGCCAGAGCGGAAGCCGAGGAACUUUAUUGAGAGGAUCUGGUUCUGGCUUGCCUGA
This is a messenger RNA of Thyridium curvatum, 1683 nucleotides long. RefSeq lists its product as uncharacterized. Bases 1 to 1683 code for a protein of 560 amino acids. The record is from RefSeq and is a predicted model, not a curated record. NCBI's taxonomy places the organism in Eukaryota, Fungi, Ascomycota, Sordariomycetes, Thyridiales, Thyridiaceae. Gene Ontology annotation, molecular function: amino acid transmembrane transporter activity. Gene Ontology annotation, cellular component: membrane. The transcript has 2 exons. Gene Ontology annotation, biological process: amino acid transmembrane transport.